AUGUCUACUUCAAACCAUUGUCAAGAAUCUUCUGAUUCUUUAUUGUCCUUUAAAGAAUUCACCCAUCUCAAAUUGAAGACGCAAACAUGGUACGUCAUUGGAUUAUUCCAGACUGAUAGGCUUGGCGCUAAACACAUCGCCAAACAUUACCAAUCAACAAGUAAUUCAUCCGACCCUACUCCAACAUUUGAUUAUCUAAAGACGUGUUAUGUCGAAGAUAAAAGGAUACCAAAAGGAGUUCACAACUUGCUUGUGGAUCUCGCUACGAAUGAGUUGAAAAGCGUCGGAAAUACCAAUGAACAAUCAAUUGAUUUACCUGUCACUACCGCUACUGAAGAAGAAGAACAACAAGCACAACAAGAACAACAAGAACAACAAGAACAAGAACAAGAACAAGAAGAAGAACAACAAGAGCAACCAGAACAAGAACAACCAGAAGAACAACAACAAGAACAACAACAAGAACAACAACAAGAACAACAACAAGAACAACAACAACAAGAAGAAGAACAACAACAAGAAGAAGAAGAAGAAGAACAACAACAACAAGAAGAAGAACAACAACAAGAAGAAGAACAAGAACAAGAAGAAGAACAACAGCAACCAGAAGAACAAGAACAACAAGAAGAACAAGAACAAAAGAACAACAACAACAACAACAACAACAAGUUGUUGUUGUUGUUGUUGUUGUUGUUGUAUAAGAAGAAGAAGAACAACAAGAACAACAAGAACAAGAAGAACAAGACGAACCAAAGCAACAACAAAUUCAAGAACAAGAAGAAGGAGAAGACAAAGAACCAAAACAAGGACAAGAACCAGAACAAGAAGAGCAAGGCUAUGAAAGAGUUGGAAAGCAUCAAUAAUACCAAUGAACAAACAAUUGAUUUACCUGUCACUACCGCAACGGAAGGUGAACGACAACAAGCACAACAACAGCAAGCACAACAACAAACACAACAACAGCAGCAAGAAGAAGAAGGAGAAGAAGAAGAAGAAGAAGAAGAAGAACUAAUUAUCAAGCCAUCGUUGCGAACUAAAAUUCAUAUUAAGUUGCACAAUUCGAAGUUGAAUUGCAAAACGAUCCGAAAAAAUUGUGCCAAAGAAAUGAAGAAAUUUUGGAGGUUCAUAGCUAGAAAGCCUGUACCAGAUAAUGUGGAGACUGACGAAUUAGCCAGUCAAGAAGAAAGUUGUGGUGAUGUCUCGGGGAGUCAGAACCCGCUUGAAGAUAUAAGUAUUGGGUAUAUAUAUCCUCUCCAACAUCCUAUUAGAAAGAAGAAAAAGUUGAAUGGAAACGUCAUUGGUAUUGAUCCAAUUAGUGUAUCCCCUUCCACCGCUCCUACUGUUGCUAACAAAAAAACAUCCAAAUUGGGUUUUUUUAAAAAAUUAUUUACUAAGACUAAAGCCGACCGUUCUUUCAAGUUGUUGAGGGUUAGGGUACAUGUGGUCGAUCAAAGCAAGGGUAUUGAUGAGUAUAUCGAAGUAUAUAACCAUGGUGAAACUACUCCCCCACCCCCACGUCCACCAAUACCAGGAUUUUUGAAGGCUGCUGCUGGAUCAGCUCCUCCUCCACCUCCUCCACCUCCUCCACCUCCACCAACACCUCCAUUGCGUGCUGGAGAUUGCACCACCACUGAACUCCUCCAGCUGCUCCGUCGCAUCGAACGCCACCGUCAACGCCAAGAUUUACGGAACUGA
Hemisphaericaspora subhashii is the source of this 1695-nucleotide messenger RNA. RefSeq lists its product as uncharacterized. Lineage: Eukaryota; Fungi; Ascomycota; Pichiomycetes; Serinales; Debaryomycetaceae. Gene Ontology annotation, molecular function: myosin II head/neck binding. Gene Ontology annotation, cellular component: stress fiber. The transcript has a single exon. Gene Ontology annotation, biological process: regulation of focal adhesion assembly; positive regulation of stress fiber assembly. The coding region runs from base 1 to 1695 and encodes 564 amino acids. The record is from RefSeq and is a predicted model, not a curated record.